GCUCCACACCACCUACCCCAUUGCCUCCAUCUUCUAUUGUAUCAAGGGGUGUCUCAUAUCUUCGAAACCUUGAAGGAAUGGUGAUCUCUCCAUCCCGCUCCACUGCUUCUUUAACUAACAGUCCCAAAAUGGCUCAAGAAAGUGAGAGCAUUGGAGGAGAAGAAAUGGGACCUCCUCCUUGCAAGAUCAUUAGACAAUCUGUUGGGAGGGGACGUAUGGAAGGAGAGGCAGAAGUUGCACAAGGUUCCCUUGUCACAGCAAUGCGAUCUCCAUCUCCUGCUGCUAUUCGACCUAGAACACCAGUUGGACUGGGAGGAGGGCGAGUUAUAAUCCAGCAACCUCCACUUCCAACCCAACCACCCCCACCCCAGCCACCACCUCCACCUCCUCCCCCUCCUCCUCAUGUGUCUUCAACAACUUCCUCUUCAUCCAUGCCCAUUCUUUGUCACAAUCAGAGCCGUCUUGUCAUUGAAGGAAAUACAGAGAAUCCUGAUCAGCUGGUGCUGAUUUUACCUCGGAUAGCUGCACCAAGGAGUUUCAUUCUCAACCCAAAUUGGAGGAAUAUAACAAUUGAGAAUGGGGAUCAAGGACCAUAUCAGGUGUUGGUGACUCCAAAUCGAGGGACUCCUGUGUGCCUCAUCUCUACAACCCCCUCCCAGCCAAGUCCUCUGAUGAAAGAAGGGAAGAGUGCAGUUUGUCCACACUGUGGUCAAGUGAGCCAGGACUUCAAUACCUGUGUCCGCUGCCGUCGUCCUCUCCCUCCUGAUGUCAAGGAAAUUCCUGAUUCAUUGCUCACCAAGAAGGGGAAGGAGGGAGUACGAUCAUUGGGAUCCCCACAGUCUUCAUUGCGUGUUUUUCGGAAGCAACGGAAGCCAUACCGUGAUGAUGAACCUGAGCUCCUGACACUGUCAUCUGAUGAUGAGGAGCGAGGGGAUCGAGGGAAGCAAGCAGAGAGAGACAGAGGUCAGCAUGGGGAUGGGGUCAGAGAUGGAUAUGCUGAAUGUGAUGCUGAAGGUGAUGGUGAUGGUGAUGGUGAUGGAGGAGAUGCAAAUGAGAAGGAAAAAGAAGAAGGAGACAGAAUCCUUUCAGAGCCUUUCCCUGCUAACCCUGAGGAAGAGGAAGAGGAGGAUGGUGAAGAAGAAGAAGAAGAUGGAAAUGGAAGGAGAGAUGACCAUACUCUUGAUCAAAGAGGAGGGGGGAAGAAAGGAGAACACCAGUUGGUGACCUGUCAUUCUAUACGCUUUGGCUCAUACAAGAUAAUACCCCGGGAUCCAGUUCGUGUGUCCCAGGCAGGGUUCCACAUUGUGAGCCCCAUAUAUGGAGGACCAGGGAAAGUGGAGGUGGAUGUCCCCAUGUCUGGUCUCUUGGGGAUCUGGGUUUGCCUCUCUGAUCAGAUGCCUGUGUUGUUUCUAUACUGCCGACCACGGAUGGCAGCACGUAUCUCCAGUCUCCUUCAGCUUGAUAAAUCCUCUCAGUACCGGUUUGAUCCCUGCAGUACUGAUGACACAUGCAAACGGUUGACAAUUCUUCCAUCCACAUUGACAUCAGCAGUGAGUCAAGUGUUGCGAAGCCUUCUUUCUCCUCUUCGAAUGGACAAGGGACAAACCCUAUACUCAGAGAUUGCAUUGGCAGCAGCCAAUGACAUCCUAGUUCGAUCUUCACCACGAGAGGUGAGAGAGCUGAAUCAGUCACUGGAGAUCCCAGCAUCAAUUCAAGCCUCAAAGCAAAGUUGCCUGCAACCCAGUGAUGGGAAGUCCUCUGCUAUUGACAGUGGAGAGCCCAAAGUGAUGUUCUCAUGGCCAGAACCACCUGCCCGAUCUGAAUUCUCCAUCAAUACAAAUGAUUACAUGUGCCUGGAGGAGGAAUGCUUCCUGAAUGAUACUGUUAUUGACUUCUAUCUCAAGUACCUAUACUGGAAGGUGCUGGAUAAAGAGAUGAGGGAGCGGACACACAUUUUUUCUUCCUAUUUCUAUAAGAGGCUUACAACUCGAACAAACCUUCGUAAUUCUUUUGCUGGCCAAGGAGAAAUGAACCCCAAACUCUCGGCUGAGGAGAUGCGUCAUGCUCGAGUUAAGAGUUGGACAAAAGGAGUGGAUCUCUUUGCUAAAGACUAUAUUGUGAUCCCCAUUAAUGAACAUUCCCACUGGUUCCUUGCAAUCGUGUGCUUCCCGGGAUUGAAUGGGCCUGUGCGAGCUUCAGAUGGACAACGUGUCUGUCUCCCUGCCCCCACCAAGGGACGUUCUCAAAACUUGCUCCAGAAACUAGGAAAGAAAAAAGGAGAUGAGACAAAAGGAGGGAAGAAGGGGGAUGAACAGGUAAUGAAGUAUGGAGCAACUGUGAUCACCCCUGUCAGUGACCAAGGCACUGGAGAAGGGGGGAUGGAGGCUGGGGAUUCUGAUAGGGAUGAAGCCGAGGGAGACGAAGAUGAGCUUCGUGAUGAUAGUUCUCCCCCUGCCCCAGUAGAUGAAGCCCAGGAUCCUCCUCUUGAAACGCCUGAGAAGAAAGCGAGCAAAAAAUCUGGAGAUGAUGGAGAUGAAAGGAGUGAAUCAGAAGAAGAGAUGUUUCCCAUGGCUCAGCCUAAUGACAACAUUAAACAGCCCUGCAUUCUCAUCUUUGACUCUCUGGGUCAGACCAACCGCUCAAGGAUUGUUGAAACUCUCCGCCAAUACCUCCGAGUGGAGUACAAGACACGGCACAAGCAAGACAAGAAUUUUACAAGGGACACUAUGAAAGGGGCCAUCCCUCAAGUUCCCCAGCAGGAUAAUUUCUCUGACUGUGGGGUCUUCCUCCUUCAGUAUGCUGAAGCAUUCUUCCAGAAGCCAAUCACCACCUUCCGUCACCCAUUUCGGGGGCUUGAGGAAUGGUUCAACGAGGAGAGUGUGAAGAAGAAGCGAAAGGAACUGGCUGGGCUUUUGGAAUCUCUCAUGCGUAAGCUUAAUCCAAAACCCUUUGACUUGCCUCCUCUCCAUUUUGCCUGUGAUGAUGAUCCUCCUCCAUCCUCUGAUGCUCCUACUGAGUCUCCAAACAAUCAGCGUGAGAUUCCAAAGCCCCCUGUGUCUCAGCUCCUGUCUCUCCCUCGAAAGUUCUAGGCUGCAUCACAACAUACAUGAAGUCUUCUGUUUUGUAUCUUUCUGUAUCUUCCACAGUUUCAUGAUGAGAAAAUGUACAGUUCUAGAUCAUGUUGUCACCACCAUGGUCUCUUACUGCACACAUUCUGUCUAUCUCUCUUUCAUUGUUUGAUUUUCCCAUUAGCCCUGACAGAUUGUAGAGGUGAAAGGGAGAUGUUUUUAAAAGCAUUACAUCACAGAAAUUCUCUCCCAAGUGGGGAAGAAGUGAUCAAUUUGAGUCCUGGUGGACCACCUGACCUUAUUUAUUUUCUGGUUGCGUCAUUGUUGGCAUGAUAGGCCUCUGACUUUCCCUCCCUGCUUCCUUAUUACCUUUAAUGAGGAAAUACCUGAACUUUCCCCAAAAUUUUUUGUACUUUCUCUCUUUUCAUUCUUUCUUGUUGGUGCAGCUUCAACUUUCCUCUUCCUUAAGAAUUAAAUGCAUCAGUGUUA
Molecule: messenger RNA, 3557 nt
Organism: Darwinula stevensoni
Lineage: Eukaryota; Metazoa; Arthropoda; Ostracoda; Podocopida; Darwinulidae
Source: the annotation of a GenBank genome assembly